This is a messenger RNA of Notothenia coriiceps (black rockcod), 2092 nucleotides long. RefSeq names its product lin-9 DREAM MuvB core complex component (gene lin9). Gene Ontology annotation, molecular function: DNA binding. Gene Ontology annotation, cellular component: transcription repressor complex; nucleoplasm. The record is from RefSeq and is a predicted model, not a curated record. Lineage: Eukaryota; Metazoa; Chordata; Actinopteri; Perciformes; Nototheniidae. Gene Ontology annotation, biological process: DNA-templated transcription; reproductive process; regulation of transcription by RNA polymerase II. The transcript has 15 exons. The coding region runs from base 5 to 1651 and encodes 548 amino acids.
CAAGAUGGCGGAGAUGGACCAGCUGUUAGACGAGAGCUCCUCGGCAGAGGCACUUGUCAGUCUAAAAGAAGGCAGUUUGUCCAACACUCUGAAUGAAAAAAACAACUUCCCAAGAGCUCACAACACCAGGGGACGAAACUCCUCCCUCACAAUGGACACACCCACACGGAGCUCAAAGAGGAGCCGUUUGUUUCGGGAGGAGGAUGAGGUGUCGCCCCAGCAACGUGUCCCAUCCAGAUCCCCUCGGAGGAGCCAGAGGGUCAGCACCACGCCACAGAAAUGUUCUAAUGUGGCGACACCAGAUAAGAAAGCAUCCCAGAAAAUAGGGCUGAGAUUAAGAAACCUCCUUAAGCUACCCAAAGCUCACAAAUGGUGCAUCUACGAAUGGUUCUAUUCCAAUAUCGACAGACCUCUCUUUGAGGGUGACAAUGAAUUCUGCUUGUGCCUCAAAGAGUCUUUCCCCAACUUGAAAACAAGAAAGUUAACAAGGGUUGAGUGGGGAACAAUCAGGAGACUGAUGGGGAAGCCUCGACGGUGCUCAUCAGCAUUCUUUUCUGAGGAGCGGACAGCGCUGAGGCAGAAGAGGCAGAAGAUGCGCCUGCUGCAGCAGAGGAAGCUGUCUGACGUGUCCAACUGCAAAGACCUUCCUGAUGAAAUCCCUCUGCCACUCAUCAUAGGAACCAAAGUCACUGCGAGACUCCGAGGCGUCCAUGAUGGGUUGUUCACCGGGCAGAUUGAUGCCGUGGACACCAGUGCCGCCACCUACCGCGUCACCUUCGACCGCAGCGGCCUCGGAACACACACUGUGCCUGACUACGAAGUGUUGAGCAAUGAGCCCAAUGAGACCAUGCCCAUUUCAGCCUUUGCCCAGAAGCACCGGAUAUCUCGCUACAUGCAUAACGUCAUGACUCCGCCCAGAGGGACGUACCCGUCCGGUACGACUCCUGUCCUCAUGGAUAAUGACCCUCUUAUCAACCUGUCACCGUGGAGGAACAAACUGCCUGGUGCUGAGGGAGAUACUCUGGGGGGAUUUCCUGUCAAGUUCCUCGUCCAAGUGACAAGGCUGUCGAAAAUCCUCAUGAUCAAGAAAGAGCACAUCAAGCACUUGAAAGAAAUGAACACGGAGGCAGAGAAACUGAAGUCGUACUCGAUGCCUAUUGACCUGGACUUCCAGAAGCGAUAUGCAACCACAGUGCUGGAGCUAGAGCAGCUCAAUAAAGAUCUCAACAAGGUGCUUCACGAGGUCCAGCAGUUCUGCUGUGAUCUGGCUCCAGAUCAGGGCAUGGUGCCGGCCGACCACCCCACAGAGCUGCGGCGGCGCUGCGAGGACGAGGCCCAGCAGAUGGUGCAGCUGAGCAACUCUCUGAAGGACGGACAGCAGAGUGUGACCAACCCCAGCCUCACACAGCUCAUGUCCCGCCUCACUGCGCUGCUGCUACAGAUCAAGUGUCUGGCUGAUGGAGGAGACUUGAAUUCUUUUGAGUUUAAAUCUCUAACAGACUCCCUUAAUGACAUCAAGGCGUCGAUUGAUCCCUCCAACCUCAGUUGCUUCCAGAACAACGUUGAGAUCCACGUGGCACACAUCCAGAGCGGCCUUAGUCAGCUGGGCAACCUGCACGCAUUUUCUGCCAACAACACCAACGCAGUCUGAGUGCGGCCCGCCCCCCGCCACACGCAGAGGUGUGGCCCAUUAACAUCGUCUUUUGAGGUGGUGCUUUCACUUGAACUGAUACAAGACUGCAAACAUAAAUAGCUCUAGUGGAUGUUUUGGACCAGAAGGUUACAAUCUGAAUGUGGAUGUUUCUGGGAAACGGCUCAGAGUUCUGCCCAGACUCCUGACGUUAUUUCCUGAAUGGAAGAUGUCGUAAGUAUUUUACCCACCCGUUUUAUUGUAGGAGAAUGUUGGUGCACCCAAUUAAACACAAAUGAAAGAGCCUUUAGUUAUCGCCACAAAUCCACAUCUACAACCUCUCCACGGUUAUUUAUUGGUUCCAUGUGCCAAACAUUGAUUCUUACUGUUUUUAUAGUCCAUAUUUAUUUAUUUUUGAGUAGGUGUUCAUGGUUAUUAAAACGAUAUUUUGCUAUCUCUAAA